Messenger RNA from Racocetra persica, 642 nucleotides. Lineage: Eukaryota; Fungi; Glomeromycota; Glomeromycetes; Diversisporales; Gigasporaceae. The record is from the annotation of a GenBank genome assembly.
AUGUCAGAUACUCAAAAACCUCAAAAACCCAUUCAAUUUACCGAAUCUGAACUAGACGAUUUAGUUGAAAAAAAAGGUUAUGAAAUAGCCAAUGAGAUUGAGGAUGAAACUUUAGAUAAGUUAAACGAAGAAAUUAAUAUUAUCGAUGAACUAGAGUCUGUCUACAAGACAAAAUUAUUCCUGUUGAAAGAUUUAGAGAAACAAAUCAAACUGCGAUUUCCAAACAAAUAUGAAGCGUUUGUGAAGAAUAUGACUGGGAUUAAGACUGGAUCCAGUUUUCAACAUCGUAAAAUUUACGAUAAAUUAAAUGAACCAAAUACCAAGAAUGCCUUUACUCAAGAAGAAAUUGAAAAGUUCCUUGAUAUGAAGAAUUACGAGGUUGCAACAGAAAUUGAAAAGAAAGCUUAUGAGAAGGCUAUUAGCGACAAAACAUCACGAAAAAUAUUCUUGAAUAAAUACUUGAAGUUAUGUAAUCGUUACGAUCAAAAGUUAAAAAAUACUGAAAAAAGAUUACCAAACAGUAGGAAUCAUCCAUAUUGGUCAGAAGUAAAAGAUAUUAAAGAUAACAUUGCGGGAGCUAAAACAGCUUACAGUUUCACGCCCAAAAAUAUUCAAAAGGCGCUUGAUGAACUUGAUAAUUAA